This is a messenger RNA of Rhizoctonia solani, 558 nucleotides long. RefSeq names its product peptidyl-prolyl cis-trans isomerase, cyclophilin-type protein. Gene Ontology annotation, biological process: protein peptidyl-prolyl isomerization; protein folding. NCBI's taxonomy places the organism in Eukaryota, Fungi, Basidiomycota, Agaricomycetes, Cantharellales, Ceratobasidiaceae. The record is from RefSeq and is a predicted model, not a curated record. The transcript has 4 exons. The coding region runs from base 1 to 558 and encodes 185 amino acids. Gene Ontology annotation, molecular function: peptidyl-prolyl cis-trans isomerase activity.
AUGCCUUACUGUUUCCUUCGUAUUACUAUUGGUGGGAAGAAGCCUGUCCCCGAAACACCUGAUAAGGAUUACAUUGUUGUGAAGCUAUACGACGAUGUUCCUAUCACAGCAGAGAACUUUCGGGCAUUGUGUACGGGAGAAAAGGGGGUUGGAGCAUCUGGAAACAAUUUAAGCUACCGUGGAAGUAUGUUUCACCGCGUUGUUCCCGGAUUUGUGAUUCAGGGUGGAGAAAUAUUCAGGCGAUUUUACUCAUGGGAAUGGAUACGGGGCGAGUCGAUCUAUGGACGCAAGUUUGCAGAUGAGAGUUUUGCUCGUAAACACGAUCGACCAGGCUUGUUAUCAAUGGCCAACGCGGGUCCGAAUACCAACACGUCUCAGUUCUUUAUCACGCUUGCGCCCCAACCGGGAUUAGACAAUAAACAUGUCGUGUUUGGGGAAGUUGUCGAAGGAUGGGAAAUUGUCCAAGCGAUUGAGAACACGCCUAUCAAAAAGGGCAAGGAGAAACCCAAGUCGGACGUGAAGAUUGUGCAGUGUGGACAACUUCAGUCCAACAACUAG